AUGGCCAGUGUUGAGUCCUUCCCCAUGAAUGGUGGCGGCAUCUACAGUUACUCCCACAGUUCUUUCUUGCAGAGAAGAGGCAUAGAUGUUGCCUUGAAAAUGAUUGACGAGAUGAUCACAGAGAAGCUUGAUGUGGGGGCGUUAAUCUCAACUUCAUCGAUAUUCAGGAUAGCAGACUUAGGAUGUUCCGUCGGUCCAAACACGUACUUUGUCGUGGAAAGAGGACUGCCCUGUGAAGAGAAAAUCCACUCAUUCAACUUGCCCCUUUACCAUCCGACUUUGGCGGAGAUGGAGGCCCUGGUGAAGCGAAAUGGGCAAUUCAACAUGGAGAGGAUGGGUCCGUUGGUUCGUCUGCCGCAUCCGGAGGCAUCUGAAGUGAUGGCCGAUGUGACCAUGAUGCACUUCAGAGCCGGCUGGGAGGGGCUCAUAAAGGCGCAUUUCGGGGGAGAAAUGGUUGACCCCGUGUUCGAACACUUCCGGAAGAAGGUCAAAGAAUCGUCCGUCUUUGCAGACCCUUCGUAUAAUCGGAAGGCCGAGACUUUCAUCCUCCUGUAG
Molecule: messenger RNA, 555 nt
Organism: Rhodamnia argentea
Lineage: Eukaryota; Viridiplantae; Streptophyta; Magnoliopsida; Myrtales; Myrtaceae
Product: loganic acid O-methyltransferase-like
Exons: 3
Coding region: 1-555 (184 amino acids)
Biological process (GO): methylation
Molecular function (GO): S-adenosylmethionine-dependent methyltransferase activity
Source: RefSeq, a predicted model, not a curated record